AAGGGAACAAUGGCCUCUUCUCCAGCCAAUAUAAACUCCCCAUCUGCAUCAUCAUCACCAUUGUCUCAGGUUUUACAAGCUUUGGAAUAUUGAAAAAAGGAUGAGAAUGGAAAGUAGAGUGAGUAGAGUUCCUGGUGUUGGUCUUUUGGGUAUUUUGGUGGGCAUGAGCAUGAGUGUGAGUGUGAUCAUGGCGUGGGCUGCUGUACCAGACUGUUUUACAGCUACCAGAGAAAUGGUACCUUGCCUGGGAUACCUUAUGACAGGAAACCCACCUCCACAGAUUGGAAGCCCUUGCUGUAAAGGAGUGCAAACUCUCCAUGGCCAGGUCAACAAUCAUGUGGACAUGCAGAGCAUUUGCCAAUGCAUGAAGAUUGAUGCUAAUAUUUACCACUUCAAUGAUGCUGCUCUCUCCACACUCAUGCCUUCUUGCUCUGUUUUCUUGCCUUUCAAUCUCACCAAGUACAUGGACUGCUCAAAGGUACCUCAGGAAUGGAAGACCAGCUCCAAGAUUCCACCUGUUUAACUUAAUGUCUACCAGUCACUCUGCUCAAAAGUGAAUAUGAAGAAACUACAUUAGUGUCUACGAAUCAUUCAAACCAUCUCAAUGGAACUGAGUAGGAAUUUUAGAAUAAUUCCCCACAACAGCUGAGCUCAUAGCUCUUGGACUGAAUUGCAAAUUGUUAAAAUAUGCUAUUUAUUUUAUCAAGGGAAAUGAAUCUUAUGCCAAAAUAAAUGUUUUAGAGGGUCAAGCAAUCAAUGUUUCUUGUGAAGGCCUGUCUAUUUUAUAUAGAGAGUAUGUUAGCAUGUGAA
Messenger RNA from Cryptomeria japonica (Japanese cedar), 810 nucleotides. Its product is annotated as non-specific lipid-transfer protein. NCBI's taxonomy places the organism in Eukaryota, Viridiplantae, Streptophyta, Pinopsida, Cupressales, Cupressaceae. Gene Ontology annotation, biological process: lipid transport. Gene Ontology annotation, molecular function: lipid binding. Gene Ontology annotation, cellular component: membrane. The coding region runs from base 101 to 523 and encodes 140 amino acids. The record is from RefSeq and is a predicted model, not a curated record. The transcript has 2 exons.